AUGGCUACCAAGACCUUCACAGAACAAGAGCUCAACGACAUUUACGCCUUCGCCGUCCAACUCGGCAAGGAUGCCGGCAAGCUCCUCCUCGAGGCUGCUCGGUUGAGGUGGAACGGCGAGAACACGCCAGAGGCUGUCGAGAAAGAUAGCUCGGUAGACAUCGUGACAAAGACCGACGAAGUAGACGUCGAGCUCUUCAUCAAGACAUCCAUUAACCAGAAGUUCCCUGACCAUGCUUUCGUCGGCGAGGAAAGCUACUCUAAAGGUGCAUUCCGCGACUACCUGAUCAGCGACUCGACACCCACCUGGUGCGUGGACCCGCUAGACGGGACGGUCAACUACACACACCUCUUCCCCAUGUUCUGUGUCUCCAUCGCCUUUCUGGUCGGCGGCAAGCCCGUCAUCGGCGUCAUCAAUGCACCAUUCCUCAACCAGCUCUUCACGGCGUGCGGCGGCCGCGGCGCGUGGCUCAACGAGACCCAGCGCCUGCCCCUGAUCCGGAACCCGAUACCCCCCAUGCCGACCAAUGCUCCCGCGGGCUGUGUCUUCUCGUGCGAGUGGGGCAAGGACAGGAAGGACACGCCCGGCGGCAACCUGCAUCGGAAGGUGGAGAGCUUUCUCAACAUGGCCGCCGAGGUUGGGGGGCGGGCGGGGAAAGGGGGUAUGGUCCAUGGCAUACGGAGCUUGGGCAGUGCGACGAUGGAUCUAGCUUAUACUGCAAUGGGCGCCUUCGAUAUAUGGUGGGAAGGAGGAUGCUGGGAGUGGGACGUCGCUGCCGGCAUCGCCAUUCUCCAAGAAGCCGGAGGGUUAAUAACAACAGCAAACCCCCCUGAGAACCCUUCGACGGCACAGAUAGAGGAUGUCGGAUUAGGGAGUCGUCUCUACUUGGCUAUCCGUCCCGCAGGCUCGUCAAGCACCGAAUCCGGGAGGCAAGGUCAGGAAAGGACUGUCAGGGAAGUUUGGCGGCGUGUGAGGGCUCUCGACUACAACCGGCCCGGUGCAUAA
This is a messenger RNA of Thermothelomyces thermophilus ATCC 42464, 1005 nucleotides long. RefSeq lists its product as uncharacterized. Gene Ontology annotation, molecular function: inositol monophosphate 1-phosphatase activity. The transcript is spliced from 6 exons. Bases 1 to 1005 code for a protein of 334 amino acids. Lineage: Eukaryota; Fungi; Ascomycota; Sordariomycetes; Sordariales; Chaetomiaceae. The record is from RefSeq and is a predicted model, not a curated record. Gene Ontology annotation, biological process: signal transduction; phosphatidylinositol phosphate biosynthetic process; inositol metabolic process.